Messenger RNA from Maniola jurtina (meadow brown), 2620 nucleotides. RefSeq lists its product as uncharacterized. Bases 20 to 2620 code for a protein of 866 amino acids. The transcript is spliced from 16 exons. The record is from RefSeq and is a predicted model, not a curated record. Lineage: Eukaryota; Metazoa; Arthropoda; Insecta; Lepidoptera; Nymphalidae.
CUGCGAGUUAUUAGCAUUUAUGAAGGAAGACUUAAAAAAUGUACUACAAGCUUCCGUACAGAAACAAUGGGAUGAAGUUCGUCGUGCUAUGUCUGCUUUCACAUAUUUCGAAGGACUCGAUGAGGUGGCGCGUCGUGAAGGUUGCACAGUUGCGAAGAUGAAAUCUUAUGAGACAAAUGAAACGCUGCUCGGAGACGGCGUGGGAGUACCCAAUUUCGUCUAUUUUACGCUAUCAGGGCGAUGCCAAAUGAUAGAGUCUCUUCAAGUCAUUGUAACUACGCGCUUCGGGAAAAAAUCCUUCACUCUAUACGACCCUUAUGUUUUAAAAGAGGAAAGUGAUCAGGAUUUAGAUGCGAAAUACUUCGGGGCUUACAAAAAUUUGAAUAAAGAAGAAUGUGAUACUGAUGCAACAGUAGUAAACGAAGAAGAUCAAGUUGAAAGUUUAAGCAAGAGAGGUUCUUUGAAACGAGAUAAUGGUCAGAGAGUAGAAAAUGAAGGCGGAACGGAAAAACUCAGUAAAGGUAGUGUUGAUUUCGAAAUUCCAGAAGAAGCAAAAUCAGAAGAGCUAUUGACGUCCACGUCCCAUUCAAAUAGAGAUCAUGUAAGAAUAAUUGCUGACGCAAUUAGUGAAGAUGUUUCAGUGAUGCCAAUACAAAAUCUUCGAACUUAUUUUAUGCAGGUUUGUAAAUUUGAUCCUGGUUCAAGUUUUGGCUUUGGAGAAAACAUGCGCGAUCGUCGCAUCGUUGCCCUGACUCCUGUUAGCUGCAUGCUUCUUCCUAAGAUAUGGCUUCUUCAGCGUAACACUGCUAAUAUUUGGACACGGAUACAACAUUACUUGGAGAAAAAGAUACCCAAUAAAAGGCAGCUGUUCAAAGAGUUUGUAUCAGCACGACGAUGGCAGGAGUUCAAAGAAAGCUUGGUAGAAGAUGUAGUCUCUCGCUCGAACACAGUUAAUUGGACGACUGCCCAUGACGUGCCGUAUUCCAUCCGAAUGGACGAAAUGGUCUUUAUCAUCGAUGAUCCUGAAGAGCAAAUGAAAAGAAAAUUCCGUGCGAAAUGCUUGUUUCGUGCGUUAGGACGAUUGGUAAUGGCUAAUGCGUAUUGGCUGAUCGAGGGAAUAGACCAGUACGAAGGCACAGACGACGUGAAGCGCAGGGUGGAACAAGCUGUUAGAGGGAAGGCUAAGAAAAAGCAGUUGCUUAGUAUCAAAGAUAAAGCCCUGUUGAAUAAGAAUGCGGCAGAACGAACUGAGCAAGAAAAACGAUAUAUAUUUCGCAUAAUUGGAGGUCUUAAAUGUUUCAAGAGAUAUCCAAACCAUGUUAAGAAGAAACUAGCUGCUGCAACGUAUUUUAAGUACUACGGUCCUGGGCGAGUUAUCGUUCGACAACACCAGGAGGCCCAUGCUAUGUAUUUCAUUAUCAGCGGCGACGUGACGGUCAGCCAGCUUACAUUUGAUGAGCUGAUCCAGCAGCACGUGUCUGUGGAUGUUGGGGUCAUGCAUCCUGGGGAUAUGUUUGGAGAGGUUUCACUACUACACAACAUACCAAGGACUGCUACUGUAACUACUAAUGAUCACUGUGAGCUAUUAGCACUUAUGAAAGAGGACUUCAAGAAUAUACUUCAAGCGUCCAUCCAGAAACAAUGGGAUGAAGUUCGUUAUGCUAUGUCUGCUUUUACAUACUUCGAGGCGCUUGACGAGGUUGCGCUUCGUGAAGGUUGCAUAGUUGCAAAGAUGAAAACAUACGGUAUAAAUGAAACGCUACUCGGUGACGGUAUGGGAGUAGCCAAUUUCGUUUAUUUUGUUCUAUCAGGGCGAUGUCAAAUGAUAGAGUCUCUUCAAGUGAUUGUUACCACGCGCUUAGGAAAAAAAUAUUACGCUCUACACGACCCUUAUGUGCCAAAAGUGGAAAGUGAGCAGGAUUUUGAUACAAAAUACUUUGGCACUUAUAAACAUUUGAGUAAAGAAGAACGUGAGUCGGGUGUAACAAUAAAAAGUGAUAAAGAACGUGCCGAAAAUUCGAGUAAAUAUGAAUCUGUUUCCUUGAAACGCGGUUCUUUAAAAAGAGCAAGUGGUCCUAGAGAAAGUGGAGGUGAAAUCGAAACGUCUAUUAGUAAAGCAAGUGUUAAUUUCGACUUACAAGGAGAAGCAAAAUCGAAAGAGUUUGUAAAGUUCAGCGAGUUCUUUAAAGAGCAGCGAGAAUCUGUAAGAAUAAGCGUCUUUCCGGAAGAAACAGGCGCUGGUGAAUCCAUGCCAUUAAAAAACAUUCAAACUUAUUUUAUGCAGGUUUGUCAAUUUAAUCCUGGUUCGAGUUUUGGUUUCGGUGAAAACAUGCGAGACCGACGUAUCGUUGCCCUGACUCCUGUGAGCUGCAUGCUUCUUCCCAAGAUAUGGCUUCUUCAGCGUAACACUGCUAAUAUUUGGUCACGAAUACAACAUUACUUGGAAAAGAAAAUACCAACUAAAAAGCAAUUGUUCAAAGAGUUUGUGUCAGCACGACGUUGGCAAGAGUUCCGAGAAGAGUUAGUAGAAGAUGUUGUCUCCCACUCAAGUGCAGUUAAUUAUACUACCGUCCACGAUGUUCCAUAUUCCAUUCGCAUGGAGGAGAUGGUGGAUAUUUAA